AAAUAAUAUAAAUGUUAACUGAAAUAAAAUUAAAUAUUAAAUUUUACAUUUUAUUUCUGGUAGUUGCUAAAGCAACAAAUCUCAACAUGAAAGUGAGUCAAUAAUGACAAAAUAUACAUUUUGGGGUGAGUUAUUCAAAUUAAUCAAAUGGGAAAUAAUUUUUUAUUAAUUAUUUUUAAUAAUUUAUUUAUUAUACUAUUUUUAAUAAAAUAAUUAAACCAUAUUAUCACAUAAUGAAUUCCUCAUAUAGGAUGGCUAAAGCAGCAUCUAAGCUGUAUAUGUCCCAUAUCAAGACAUGCAGAAAUAGAAUUGAAAUUGAAAAGAAAUGUUGUUGUUUUUUUUGUUUUUGUUUUUUCUGUGCCGGCACCAUAUGACCUACUUGGUUCAAUAGUGGGGGCGAUGUUAAAUUUAGCAGGCCUGAUUUACAGCCCUGUGACCAAACACUCGACAGCAUCAAGGCACAGUACACAGCCCAUAUUUAGAUGCUUGUCUGAUUAUUAUGUCUCAAUAAAGUGUUGAGCUUAUGUGCUUUUCUGGUAAAUCAUAUCAUGCUUUGUGUUUUUCCUCUGUAUGGAAAAAAAUGAGCAAUGAUAACUUUAAUUUAACAAAAAGGUUGCAGCUUAUACAGCUGUGAGCUUAAAAUGAAUAUGACUUGAUAUGCCUUGACAAUCUAUUAUAUGCAUGAGUAUAGCUUCUAGCUAAAACCUUGAUUUCUUUUAAUGAGAGUAAAUGUCUUUAUUAGACACCAUUUUUAAGUAAUUUUGCUUGUAAUCCAAUUCAGUAUUCCUCAAAAUGAAUUAAAACAGUGAAAUGCAAACUCAGAAUAUUACGCAAACCUGCAAUAAUUAAAAUAAUUAAAUUACACAAAUAUACUUAAUGUAUUUAAUCUCACUUUAUUAACCAAUGUUUUCGCUGCUGACCUUCGAUGAUCCAAUUCAACCAUACCAAUAAACAAAAAAUGACUUAAGAUAAACAUCACAUUUCUGUUUCUUUUUUUAAUUGCUAAAGUAAGAGUGUUGAACUUUUGCUGAAUUCUGAACUGCAUACUAUACUACUAUUACUAUUUCUGCCAUAGAAAGAUAUGGUAAACAUAGUACAAGUAGUAUAAGCAACUGAUGCAACAGGUCACAUGACAAUGACAACAUGAUUAAUGUACAUUCAUACUAUAUAAAACAUACUUUUUUUAGUGGUUGCGAAGUAAUUACUUAUUAAAAACAACUCAGAGACUAUGCGAUUUCAGACGCAGCCAAUGUCUACACCAUACAUGAGUUAUGUGCCGCGUCCGUAGCCAAUAAAACCAGUCAUGCCCUUUGUAAGUGCAAGAUUUUUUGUUAGAUGUUGUUGACAUUUCAAGUAAUGCAGUUGGUUUAUGCCUUGCCUGUUUUGUGGCAGUGCUGAAGAAUCAGUGCACAGUGUUCUCUAAGCUGUGUGGAUAUCCAAAACCUACUGAGCAACAUGAUUUAAAUGUUAUAGAAAGAUCACACAUCUUAGACUGUAGCUCCUGUCAUAAAACUCUUAUUCCCUUCAGCUGUUGCCCAUGUGUUCAAUCACGCCAUUGAGGAUGAGCUCAUUUAUGUGGUAAACACACAUUGUCCAAGUUUUUCGAAAGAGUCCCUGGAGGCUGCUCAAUGGUGCUGUCAUUGAUGUUUAUAAGGGGGUGGGGUUGAAGCUUGAUGUGCAUGUGAAAGUACAGUGGGAGCCUGGGAGGAGUUACACCACAGUCACUUGAUACAGGGGAUGACAUCCCUAAAAUAACCCUACAAAGGGUAUAUAGGGAUCUGCUUCAACCUUCACUGUCAGGAGAGCAGACUGUGCACACCGUGCAAUAAAGUUAAUGAAACUAGUAGUGAUGAUGGGACAGAUAAAUUAACAAAACUUGACAAGAAAAGAAAAUCCCCCCAAAACAGAACAGAUUCUUCUGGAAAAGUGACCAUUAUUUGGACCUGAAGCGGAUUGUGGCUGUUUUAAAAGCUGAAGACAGUGUGAACCCAAAGUGUUGAGGUUCAAGAUCCCCCCCAAAAAAGGAUUUUACUCUUACGUGGAGCUUGUUUUGAGGCAUUUGAGUUCUUUGUCCUCCUCUUGAGCCUAGAGCCGAGGGGGGAGGCAAAGCCGUGGCGUCUGCGGGGAUGAAGUACAGCUACCAGUACCCGGCGUCACAGUACACACGAUCCAACACGCACUACACAUCCACUAAUUACACACCUUCACAUUACUCCAGCAGCUCAUACUCGCCCAGCUACUACAAUGCUACGAAGUACAGCCCUACUACACUCCACCACACGCCAUCAUACUACACUCCACCAGCUUACACACCUGCAUACAAGCCCACCUCCACCUCCACUGCCGUCUAUAGCAAGCCAUCACGGCAGAGCAGUUCACACCAGACAAGUGUACAGCUUACUCCUACCGUAACCCUCAAACCCGCCAGGGCUGUGCGCUUCACAAAUGAUGUUGUAUUCCAGGAUUUAGUCCGGCACAGUGAGCUGGAACAGAUCGGCCGGUUUAUGAGGGCGAGGAAAGUGCGUCUGGACACCAUCUUCCAUUCUGGAAUGGCAGCACUCCAUGAAGCCGUUCUUUCAGGAAACCUGGAGUGUGUGAAGCUCCUGAUAAAGUACGGAGCUGACGUUCAUCAAAGGGAUGAGAACGGCUGGACACCACUGCACAUGGCGUGCAGCGACGGUUACCCUGAGAUUGCACGGUAUCUUCUCUCUCUGGGUGCCAGUGUGGAAGCAGAGAAUGAAAAUGGAGAGAAACCAGCAGACCUUAUCGACCCAGAUUGUAAAGAUCUGCUCAAACUCUUCGAAACAGGCUGUGUUUGAGGGCUGAGCCACAGAAGAUCCUGAGGAAAAAACGCUAGACAUUAUGAUGAGCUUCUCAUUUUGUGUGGUUGAAUGUUCUCCUGGAUAUUCUUUAUUUUUUUGUUUGGUUUUUUGACUGUUAGCUGUAGAUGUGACUUUAUUAUAUAGUACAAGGCUAAAGAGGAACAACAAACCCAACAUUUCUGUUAGCUUUGAAAGUCAUUGUGAAACGUCGCCAUUCUCAUUUUAUUUCUGUUACCUUAAGUAUUUCUGAGUGAAACAUGAUAUUCAAUGAAUGAGGCUUUUAUGCAUUGGGAAUAGAUUGGAUUAUGAAAAGUAGGUGUUACAUACCAGAUUGUCAGAAGGUUUGAUGAAAAAGAGAGAUUUCUAAUGUCUGACAAAAAGUUGAGGCGGAGCAAGUUAUUAUAUUUUGAUAAAAGAUUACUAAGACAAAUAUUUUUCUCUGGAAUAACAUGCAUAAUAAUGCCAGGAAAGUAUAUGUAAAAAUCUAUGUAUGUCGACUUCACAGGAGAACCAUACAUUUGCACAAACCAGCAUCUCUCAGUGUUUACACUCAGGUCUUUUCCAUACACCAUCUGCAGUUGUGUUCAUUUUGAUUGCUGUUUUAAACAUAUAUUGUACCAUAAAAGUGAUCUUUUAUGUGACAAGGGAUUUAAACCUGUUGAUGCAAAGAGCUCUGCACUCCCCAGAUGGGCCGCUGUGCUGUCUGUCUGCUGGGCAGCAGGAGCGCACACUGAAAACCUGCAGAAACACUGAGGGUUCGUGCAUUACUGUUAAACGUGAGGGAACUACUGACAUUUUGAAUGUCUCUUGUCAAAGUCUUAUCUUAUUUUUUUACAAUGUUUUCAUAAAUAAAGCUGCUUUUUUUAUACAAA
Molecule: messenger RNA, 3694 nt
Organism: Ctenopharyngodon idella (grass carp)
Lineage: Eukaryota; Metazoa; Chordata; Actinopteri; Cypriniformes; Xenocyprididae
Gene: ppp1r27a
Product: protein phosphatase 1, regulatory subunit 27a
Exons: 3
Coding region: 2127-2819 (230 amino acids)
Molecular function (GO): phosphatase binding
Source: RefSeq, a predicted model, not a curated record